AUGUGGAUUCUUCCUAUUCUCGGGGUUAUUGGCUCCAUCGUGGGCUUCUGCUUCCUGACCUUGGCAAUCGCGUCGGGUCUCUACUACCUGUCCGAGCUCGUCGAGGAACACACGGUGCUCGCCAAGCGCCUGUUGACGCAACUGAUUUACAUUAUUGUCGUUCUCCAGCUUCUACUAUGGGCUGUGGACGGGCUCUCGUUCAAGCUGACGCUUCUGUCCAUCUUCUCGCACAUCGUCUACCUUGGCAACAUGCGUCGCUUCCCUUACGUUCAGCUCACUGAUCCGCUGUUCCUCACUUCAUGCGCUCUCGUGCUCACGAACCACUACUUCUGGUUCCGCCACUUCUCCGACACCCAAGCGCGAUCCUACUCCAACAUGCGCUCCAUCUACGACCAGCCUGACACUCCUUCGUUCACACAAAUCGCCUCAUACUUUGGCAUCUGUGUUUGGCUGGUGCCUUUCUCUUUGUUCGUCAGCUUGUCAGCCAGCGACAACGUCCUCCCCACCAUGGGCAGCGAAACACCCUACCAGCAGGCCGAUGGAAAGAACAAGCGACAGGGCAUGGUCAAGGCGCUGGUUGACUCUGUUACCGGCGGCAUCGGCCAGGUUAUCCAGUCAGUCGGCUUGCAGCAGCGGCCUGGUAACUCGUGGAAUGACUGA
Messenger RNA from Verticillium nonalfalfae, 660 nucleotides. RefSeq names its product erv26 super protein (gene SVP26). Lineage: Eukaryota; Fungi; Ascomycota; Sordariomycetes; Glomerellales; Plectosphaerellaceae. Gene Ontology annotation, molecular function: COPII receptor activity. Gene Ontology annotation, cellular component: Golgi membrane; COPII-coated ER to Golgi transport vesicle; endoplasmic reticulum membrane. The record is from RefSeq and is a predicted model, not a curated record. Gene Ontology annotation, biological process: endoplasmic reticulum to Golgi vesicle-mediated transport. The transcript is spliced from 3 exons. The coding region runs from base 1 to 660 and encodes 219 amino acids.